UCAGGGACAAAAACAUGCAUUUUUCCCUGAGCAGAGCAUCCCUUUCCACUCUUCAAGAUGUAUAAAAUAUCCUCCAUGCUACUGGCCUCAGUGGAAUGUCUGCAGCAUAUACAGCCUUGUUAACGGGUUUUUUGUUGUUGUUGUUUUUCACUCCCCUGGGGUCCCAGGACAACAGGUGAUAUAUGACUGGAAUUGAUCAAUCAAUUAAUUAGAAGAUAGGACGGUGGAGAAAAGUGACGGUCAUCAGUAGCAGGCGAGUGCAUUCACUCUCAUCAGGACCACGCAGAUAAAGAGCAACAGUCAAACAGAACAUUUAGGUGGGCGUUAUCUCUUUUUCGCUGUGCAAAGAUGAUUAUAAGCUCCGCUGGCGGUGAAUUCAACAAGAAAGGCCCCACUUCCAAAGAACGUCCUCUAGCAUUUCGGUACAAGUUCUUCAGCACCAUCUGCAGCUUAGGUGGCCUCAUCUUCAUGUUUUCCUCGUACAUCGCUCCGUACUGGGUCGUGAUACAUGGCUACAAUUUCAAGAUCCACAUGGGUCUCUGGAGCAUUUGCCGUGAUCAGGCCUGCAUGGCACACAUUGUCCUCUCAAGCCGUAUGUUGAUCACCAGGAUCUUUAUGUCAAUUGCCUCAGCCAUUGGAUUGCUGGCCGCAACCUUUGCGUUCCUCACCAGCUCCUCCAUGAGAAACAGCCGGUGGCCUCUGUUCACCAACUGUGCCGCAGCAGUAACGACACUGCUCUCCAUAGUGUUUUUCUGCAUGUCGGCAACACCGGACAAAUUAUAUGGGAGACCUCCGAUUAACCAUCGCUACCCAGUUACAUUGGGCUGGACCAUCUACGUAGGCGUCAUUGCCUCCUUCUUGUUCAUGAUGAGCGCCAAUGUCCACAGCACCCGAACACUAUUGAUCCUUGCACUCUUUUGUGGGUUUAUCAGCACCUCGUUUAUGACCAUCACUUAUCACUACUACUCCAGUUUCACAGCAUACCGGUACAUGGUUGCUGCCAUGGGCUCGUUCUUCACAGGCUCCUUGGUCUUUUUAGCGAUGAGCGUUUACACCAUCCGUGUCUCCACGCACGCAAACACCAAGACAGCCAAGAUCACGUACCAAUGGUCCUUCUACAUGGCCUGGUCUUCCUGCCCCUUCUUCAUUCUGAGCGGUCUCUUCGGGCUGAUGGCACACUCCCGCUCACCGAUACACAGGCACCUGUUGAAUGACAGCAUAUCUAGCACCAUGAGCUACCAAUCGGGGUCAUCAUCCUAUCUGGACAGCUCGACAGUACUGAGUGACUGAUUGAGUAGGUGCCCGGUGUUGGCCUAGCAGUGCCAAUGUUUGUAGGAUGGAGGCAGAGGGGUUCGAAGUUAUCUCAUGGGGACGUGAAAUUAUAGGGGCUAACGGGUGGUUGUGUGUGUGAGAGAGAGGGGGGAGGGAGGGAGAUGUAUAUGUAAGAGAGGGCUGUUCACACAAUCCAGGGAGCUGUGCACCCUCACAAUAUUCGAUGACCUCUCAAAUAAAAACCAUUUUGGAGGCACCCUCCAUGACUGUGAGCUGAGCAGCAGCUGAAACUGAGGCCUUUCCCUCCUACAUCAUUUAUCUGCUGCGUACCUGGUGCUAAGCACCGUGAUCAGGUCACGGAGGGCCCCCUCUACCUUCGCUUUUCACCAAGAGAGGAUCAAAUACCGAGAACAUGGGAUAGGAGGCGUCUCCUUCCCUAUUCUGGAUCAUGCCCUCCUAUGUUCCCUGUUGUGUGAGUGUUGCUUUCCUCACUCUGGAGGGGUGUUUUGUUUUUGUUCUUCCAAACCUCCUGCUUGAUCUCUACGGCCAUCUGUGCAACGAAAUGCCUCUUUCCAAGCCACUGAAUGGUGUUUUGCUGGACACAGUAUUAGCUGCAGCAGUGGCUUCCUGAUCCAUUGACAUCUGCUUUUUCCGCACACAGAGACUGCCCCAAAAGGAGAUACUCAGCAUCCCAUGGGAACCUUUGGAGCUUGGAACCUGCCUUAAUGCUUUUGGUGGGUGCUACUUUGUGGCAUAUCAACUGUUUCUAGGGAAGGAAAUCACAGCUUUCCCCAAUAUGCUGUUUUCCUGCCUAUAUCAUCCGUUUAGAAUGUUCUCCACCCCACUAGAUCCCCUGCGUUUUUAAUAAAAAGCUUCCCAAAUCUGUAUAUUCCCAAUUGUUAAAAUUUCAAUGGCUGAAAUAAACGUGUGUCAAGUUU
Hemicordylus capensis (graceful crag lizard) is the source of this 2210-nucleotide messenger RNA. RefSeq lists its product as uncharacterized. Bases 349 to 1290 code for a protein of 313 amino acids. The record is from RefSeq and is a predicted model, not a curated record. The transcript is spliced from 9 exons. Gene Ontology annotation, cellular component: plasma membrane. Lineage: Eukaryota; Metazoa; Chordata; Lepidosauria; Squamata; Cordylidae.